Microthlaspi erraticum is the source of this 855-nucleotide messenger RNA. The record is from the annotation of a GenBank genome assembly. Lineage: Eukaryota; Viridiplantae; Streptophyta; Magnoliopsida; Brassicales; Brassicaceae.
AUGUUGUCUGUAUUUGCUUUUCUGUGUUUGGGCAGUGCUGCCGUAAUCUACUUCGGCGGCUACGAAAUUAAACGAAAGGCUGAGUAUCUUAAGAGUGCCACCCGCGUGAACGAUUUGAGAGGGCUGAGUGAAUUGCUCGAAAAUAAGACCCGUCCCCUGGUUGUUGCGAUCUCCGGAAGAGUUGGCUCUAAUGCGCCCUUUAAAUGUGAACAUAGUGGCAUUGAGGCUGUUUUUCUAGAGGAAAAGGCCAAAGUUCUUUUUGGGACGAGGAGUAUACAUGGUGGUUUGUUGCGCAAUUUUGCAGAGCGUCUUGUAAAACCUAAGGAGGUUCCGUGGUUUCUGGAAGACGGCACCGGCCUGAUAAAUGUAGUGGGAGCCCAAUAUGCCAAGGGAUUUUAUGAUAAUCUAAAAGAGUUUAUGUUGGAUGAGCCACCGAGUGAACUCAUCAAAAAGUUGGCUAAACCUGAGGGCUACGUCAAGAUUCUUGAACAAACCUGCCUGGAACGUGUUCUUGAGCUUGGUAAGCCCUUGACUAUUGUUGGUGAGGCUGUCAAAUACAGCAAUGGGUCUCUUGUGAUCAAGAGACCCACGGAUGGAUCUUUUACGUUCUUUGAUGAUCUUAGUUCUGUUGAUAAAAUGAUUUCCCUUUUGGAAUCACAUUCACGUGCUCUGGUGUUUUUCUCCAUAGGCUUAACAGCUGUUGGUACACUUGCGUAUUGCUCGUACGUGACGCCUUCAAUAAAAAAGCCUUGGUUUCUAAUCAAAUCACGCACCGCAGCCGGCGAGAAAGCAGAAUCGAAGACCAAGCACAGCUCGACGGGCAAGGAUCAAGGUUCAGAGCCAUUAAGCUUAUAG